Acanthocheilonema viteae is the source of this 3528-nucleotide messenger RNA. Lineage: Eukaryota; Metazoa; Nematoda; Chromadorea; Rhabditida; Onchocercidae. The record is from the annotation of a GenBank genome assembly.
AUGGAAUCACCGGAAACACCAGUUGCACCAACACUUUUUCGCUCCCCUCAACCGAUGAUUAUAGGUAUAUCAAGUGGAACAAUGCAUACACCAAGCCGUAUCGAUUUGCAAAAGGCUUUGCUGUCGAAGACACUUGUCAAUAAUCCAUCAACUUCGCAUGCAUGUGAAUCAUUGAGUGAUAAUAUCCCUGAUCGGCCAGAAAUAUUUUCCCAGCCAAAAAGGAAAUCACGCUCUGUUGCUGACAUCUUCGCUAGUUUUAACACUGAUAACAAUGAUGUUCGAUUUCGUCAUGAUGAUCUGAAACCGCAGAAGUCAAUUGUGGUUGAAUCAAAUUAUGAUUACACCCCAAAACGAAAAGAUGAAUUGAAAUUGAAGCGUGGAGCAACGAUCAAAGUGAUACGUCGAGAUGGAGAAGAAGGUUGGUGGUAUGGCGAAAAAUUAGAUGGCAGUGGAAAGAAAGGAUUUUUUCCACAAAAUCAUGUGCAACUAGCGAAAGGUUUGGCGAAAGAAAUCGAUUCAAACGAUAUUAAGUUUACUGGUUUGCUGGGAGCCGGUGGUUUUUCAGUUGUAAAAUCAGCAAUUUACAAAGGAAGAGAAGUAGCUGUGAAAAUUCCACAUUCAAAAUUUAGCAAAAAAGAGAUAUUGGAAGCAGUUCGUGAAGAGGCCAGUAUUUUUCAAAUGUUGGAUCAUGGAAAUAUUGUUGAAAUGUAUGGUGUUAUUGUUGGCAAUGAACCUGCAUUAGUUCUCGAGCUUUGUAGAGAUUCAUUGGCAAAAAUAUGUUCUAGUAAGAAGAACAUAUCACUUUCGGAAGAAAUCAUAAGUAAUUGGGGCGUACAAGUUGCUCGUGGAAUGAGCUAUUUGCAUAGCUUAAAUGUUCUUCAUAGAGAUUUGAAAGCGGCCAAUGUCCUGAUCAAGGAAAAAGUUUGCGACUGUUUGUUGAAUGUGGAGGCGAGUACCGAUGAACAAUUGGCUCACUCACUACAAGCCAAGAAUGGUGUUUGCCAAAAGUGUGAUGGUUCUGCAUUAAAUUGUCUUACUUUAAAAAUUGCUGAUCUUGGUUUGUCGAAAAAGUUGAGAGUUGCUGAUUGCAGGAUGAGCGUUGUGGGUACGGUACCUUAUCUUGCACCAGAAGUAAUCCGUGAUCGUAAAUGUUCCAAAGCGAUGGAUGUUUGGAGUUUUGGUCUCGUUCUUUGGGAGGUAUUAACCGGUGCAACGCCUUUCGAAGGCUUGGGUCCUGGGGCAGUGCAAUUACAGAUUGGAACGUUCGUAAAACAAAAAAUCCCUUCGUCAUGUCCACCAGAUUUGAGGCUAAUAAUUGAAAGUUGUUGGCGUGACGAUCCACUGGAGAGGCCAACAUUCAAAGAAUUAAUUGUUGAAUUGAAGAAAUUUGGCGACAAAUUCCGAACAACGGAUCCACAUGAUCAGACAUUUUUGGAGAGCAGUUUGAACACGCUACGGAAAAGUAUGAUGGAAGAAAUAUCAGCAAUUGCAAGCGAAAUGGCUCGAAAAGCAGAAGAAUUACAAAAACGCGAAGAAAACUUAAAAAAAGGUGAAAGAGAAUUGAAGCUUAAAACGAUGAUUUUCGAAUUGCAACAGACGUUGUCAGAAAGGCCUCCAAAAGAAAAACCGCAACCACCAAAAAGACGCCAACAUCUGAAGUGCGAGGAUAUUUCCAAACCAUACGAUCUGAAAACUGAGAUUUCAUUAACGAAGAAUAUGCAAAUGAUCGAAUCUCUUAACAAAGAUGCUGAAACAGGAAGGGAUUUGAACGAUAUCAGAAUAAACGGUUCAACGGAUCAGUUAUCUGCGGUAUCUAACACUAAGCAUGUUGAAGAUACCUGUUUAGGAUUUGCUACACUUCCGCGAAUCCCAAAAAAAUUUACAUUGAAAAAUGAAAAUUUCGAUUGUACUAAAUGUCACCCAGUGCAGCAACGAGUACCAUCAAAGAGCACGCCGGAUCUUUUAAAGCUUUAUCGCCUGCCAGUUCAUAACGCAAGUCCGAAGUUGAAGCGUGUCAAUGCGUGUAAAGUAAAACGUGACUCAGUUCGUACUGGUGCUGAGGAAGAGGUGGACGAGCGGUGUGUGGAAGUUAUAAAUGAUAAAGAUCUGGAAAGUCUUCUUGAAACUACUCAUCAGCAACCAAAAACUUUCUUGGAUCAUUUAGCAACACCACGGCGUGUCGUACAAUUACCACCACCAACGAAGAAGUUGGCUGCCGAUCAUCACAUUAGGUCCAAUUCGACAACUGAUGAGCGAACACGGUCUAAAUUAAACAAAGAAGAAGAUCGUGGAUUCUUUCGUAACAUUUUCAAACGUGAUACUAAGGGUCGAAGUGGACGAGUUGCUGGAACACUGCCGAAAUCCAUGCUUGUACGAUCACCUUUGGGUCCAUCUACCAUCGGAUCAUCCACAAUUUUGAAACAUGUGACACCGUCCAAACAUACUAGAAUAAAAAGCCCAACGAAACCAUCAUUAUUAAAAGCUGGAAAGAAGAAAAAAUAUUCAGCUGAUGCACAAAGUGACAAAUAUGACUUGACCGAGAAUUCGAAAACAUUUGUGAAAUGUGGUGAACGGCGAAUCAAUGUUACUUCAUCGCAAACUAGUGCUGUAUAUCCGGUUAGCAGCAGUCCCAUGUCAGUUUAUUGUUCGGCCGAUGAAUUAUACUGUGGAAAACGAGCACCUUAUGAGAAAUUAUUGGAAGCGUCAGAUCCAACAACUAUGGAAAAUCCAUUAUAUAUUCUGCCAAGAAAUUUUCCACCACGUGAUCGGGCAUCGACAUCUACAUCUCGGAUUUUCUUCAGCGGAACUCCUCAACGUACCUCUAAAAGUCCUUCUAUUUCUACUGAUGACCGGUUUAGUAACAGUGGUCUGAAUACAAUUGAAAAUCUUUCAUAUAAACCGCCGAAUGAAAUGAAUGUUUCACGCAAUACCAUGACGCAAAUUACCUUGGAUAGUCCUGUUGAGGGAGGUAUAGAUAUGAAUGCUACAAAGCGUUCGUUCAAUUCACUCAAUAGUGAAACUGCUUCAUUUUGUGAAGAUUCAUCAUCACAUGGUGUAGUAUUAAAUGCUAGCGAUUUAUAUAUGCCUAUGUCAAGAAUUGAGCAAAAUGUGUUAAGUGUAUCCCCGCGAUUUUCUGACCAAUGUAGCGAUCAGAAAGGAAAUUAUGUUCAUGAUGAUGCAGUUCAUUAUAUUGUUGAUAGUGCACAGGUUGGAUGUGAGCAUCCACCUGAGAUGCAGGCACCAAUCUUACCUGGAGCAACUGUUGGAUAUCGACCACAACGACCGUACACAUUGGAUCUCACUUCGCCACUCACUCCUGCUGAAAGUGGGAUAAGCACUGCAGGAAGUUCAUAUCGUAGUUUUUCAAGUACCGAUCAAGGACCACAAGAUCAUGCUCCACCACCUUGUGUGGAUUCCGCUCCACGCCUGGCCCCACCGAUACCACCAAGAAAUAAUUCAAGGCGCCCUGAAGAUGAAGCUACAGCUUUGCAACGUCAACGAUUAAGUCCUGUUUCGCAGUCACCUUAG